AUGCCACGCCAGGUCCUGCUGCCAUGGUUCGAGCACUCCACUCCUGGUGCUGCUCCUAAAGCGUUGGGAGUCCAGUUACAUCUGCACCAGCCUCAGUGGUUCCUGGUUGUGGAAGUCGGUGGGACAGCAGAGAUCCACUGCUCCUCCAGCAAGGACAUGGAAGGGGGAACAAAAUUGCAGUGGUAUCUGAGAAGGGUGGGUGAGGCUCCCAUAUUAAUUAAAAAGUGCAAGGAGCAAAAUGAGAGCAGAUUUGCUUGCAAGUAUCAGAAACCCAACGCAACACUCGAAAUCAAGAAUAUCCAAAGGAAGGACUCUGGCAUUUAUUACUGUGCAUUUGUAGCCAGCAGCAACUUGACGUUUGGGAAGGGAACCACAGUGACUGUUGGAGACAGCUUCACCGACAACAGCUCCGUGCUGCUCCUGGGCCCUGGUGCAGGGGAGAACGGAGCCACAGAUCCUGCACAUCUGGCCUGUGUGAUCCGGGGUGUCUCCAACCUGGUCCAGGUGUCCUGGCACGUUCCUGGAGAGGAGCCAGCCCAGGGGCUGCUGCACUCACUGGAAGCCAGUAAUGGGUCCUUAACACUCAUCCAUCACAUCAGCAUCCCCUGGGCCAGCUGGGCCAGUGGGGCAACCAUCACCUGCGAGGUCACAUUCAACUCAUCUGGCAGCAGCGUUACCAGACAUGCCGUCUAUUCUGCAUUGGGCAGUGCUGUGCUGCUGUUCACGGUGUCCCUGAGUCUCAUCUGGAUCCACUGCCCAUCCCGAUGGGGUAAGAAACAGCGCGUGGCCCCCAGACGCUCCCUGGGCAUCACCAGUGGGCUCACCUUUGCGGAACGACAAGGCUGA
Molecule: messenger RNA, 846 nt
Organism: Alligator mississippiensis (American alligator)
Lineage: Eukaryota; Metazoa; Chordata; Crocodylia; Alligatoridae
Product: immunoglobulin kappa light chain
Exons: 4
Coding region: 1-846 (281 amino acids)
Biological process (GO): response to bacterium
Source: RefSeq, a predicted model, not a curated record